Molecule: messenger RNA, 2445 nt
Organism: Crotalus tigris (Tiger rattlesnake)
Lineage: Eukaryota; Metazoa; Chordata; Lepidosauria; Squamata; Viperidae
Gene: CCDC124
Product: coiled-coil domain containing 124
Exons: 5
Coding region: 434-1099 (221 amino acids)
Biological process (GO): transcription by RNA polymerase II
Cellular component (GO): nucleus
Molecular function (GO): transcription coactivator activity
Source: RefSeq, a predicted model, not a curated record
UGGCCCCUCCGAACACCCGGAACCGUCUUUCUCCGCCUCUUGGCCUUAAGAGCGGUGGACUACAACUUCCAGGAUGCCCCAGCCGUUAAAGAAAGACUGGCUGCCUGGGGAAUCCUGGGAGUUGUAGUCCAGCCCUCUUAAAGCCGCAGAGCGUUGUGAUGGGGUUGCCUUUGGGGUGUUUUUCCCACCUCUGGGGAGAAUGAUUGGGGGGCGGAAUGUAUGGUUGACCCCACAAAUCAUCUCCUCCAACCUUCUUCCUCAUACAGGAAAAGCGGUUUGCCCCCCACUCCACGCCCGGCCUCUUCUAAGCCCCCUUGGGAGACACAGACCCCCUGCCCCUUUGUGGGGGGGGACUGGCCCGCUCUUACCUGGACCCUCCCUGUACAGGGCAGCUCCAGAUUUCUGUUGUUAAGCAAGACAAUUGCUAGGCGGGAUGCCCAAGAAGUUCCAAGGAGAGAACACCAAGUCGGCCGCCGCCCGGGCAAGGAAGGCCGAGGCCAAGGCGGCGGCAGACGCCAAGCGGCAGAAGGAGCUGGAGGAUGCCUUCUGGAGGGACGAAGACAAGCACGUCAUGCGCAAGGAGCACCGGAAGGAGGAGCGGGAGAAGCGCCGCCUGGAGCAGCUGGAGCGCAAGAAGGAGCUGCAGCGGAUGCUGGAGGAGGAGGACGCCCAGCUGAAGGGCAAGGCGCCCAAGACGCCCGGCCCCGCCAGGGUCACCCGGGCCCAGAUUGACGAGGCUCUCCAGAAGGACCUGAAGGAGGGCGGGGACACCGCCGGCGGCGAGAAGCCGAAGAGCCACCUGGAGCUGCCCUUGGAGGAGAACCUGAACCGGCGGGUGCUGGAGGAGGGCGCGGUGGAAGCCCGCACCAUUGAGGAGGCCAUCGCAGUGCUCAGCGUGGCUGAGGACCUGGACCGGCACCCGGAGCGCCGGAUGAAGGCGGCCUUCUCGGCCUUCGAAGAGGGGACCCUCCCCCGCCUGAAGCAGGAGAACCCCAACAUGCGGCUGUCCCAGCUGAAGCAGCUGCUGAAGAAGGAGUGGAUGAGGGCGCCCGAGAACCCCAUGAACCAGCGCCACUCGGCCUACAACAGCCAGAAAUGAGACCCCUGGGGGGCUGCUUCCCCCCCUCUGGCCCCCCACAGGCCCUCGCUGGACUGGGGAAACCCCCUCCCCUUUUCCCUUCGGCCCCCCUUUGCUCUGGAGGGCAAUGAACGGCGGGGCAGGAACGGCUCUGGCAGACCGGAGCCCCCCCACCCCCUGCACCCCCCACCCCAAUUCCUGGUGGGGAGGGGAGGCCGUCUUCAUCCCGGGAGGGUCUCCCCAUUCUUUCUUGUACUUCCCCCCCCCCUGAAAUGGAAGGGAAGUUUUGCUUUGCCCCCCCCUCUCCCCCAGUCCAGAUAGAUAGCCCAGCCUGGGAAGGGGUGGGGGGCACUCCGCCUCCUUUGUUCUGCCCUGUCCUGAAGACCCCCAACUCAGGAGGCCCCCUUGACUCCACCAGCAGCCUCCAGCCCCCCACCUGAUGGGGAGGAAAUUGGGGUGCAGGCAUGACCCCCCUCCCCCUGCAAACGGGGUCAGGAUUCUUGGCCAGGACCCUCUUGCCUUUCCCUCGCCCUGCCCCCCCUCCCCGGUCCUCCUCUGAGGCUGGAGACCCCCGUUUGCUUCGGUUGUCUUUGAGGGCUCAGAGGGCCUCUCACUCAUUGGCACAAGGAGGCAGGAGACCCCUGCCUCCUCUGCUGGCCUGUGGACCCCAAGUAGCCCCCAGACCCAUCGGGGUUCGGCCUGUCCCUUCCUGACCCCUGGAACGGAGACCCUUGACAGCUUCCCAGGGAUGGGCCAGCCGUGUCGCUGGGACCUGCCCGCCCUGAGGGGCAAAACCUGCCCCAAAGAGGGUGGGGGGGGAUUUCCCUGGGCCCCUCCUCCUGGGGCGGUGCCAGAGUUGGCCUCUGGCUGUGGGCUUCCAGGGGCCCCUCCCCCAGCCCUUCUCCCGCCUCUGCCAGCCCCACUCGCAGGGCGCUCCCGGCCCCCUCCCUGGCUCCCCCCCACAACUGUGUGGGGACCUUUGCCCUGGGGGGCCCCCAGUGCCAUUCGCCAGGCUCAAACCGGCUGGAGCCUUUGGGGGCAGGGCUGGGAGGAGCAGGUGGGGUGGAGGGCAGCCCUCACUCCCGGCCAGGCAGCCCCCCCCCACUCCAAGCGCUUGCAGGCCUGCCUUUCCCUUGCCACCCUCCUGCCCAUUCACACACACACACACACACAGACACACAGACACACACACAUCCUCCUCCUCCUCUGCUUGGGCCUUCAAAACACCUGCAGGGAAGGGGGGGCUAUGCCAGCUGGCCCCUCCCACUUUGCCGCUUCCUCCGUGUUCAGGGAAAGUUCUGGACUUUUAAAACAUGGACAGAUACCUCAACCCCACAACAAAGACGAAAUAAAGAGGAUUGUGCCCA